UUUCCAAAGAAAAGUAAAUGACAAAGCGGUUUUUAACUUAUCAUCAUCAACGGCAAACGGCAGCAAUUAUUUACGCUGGAUAUCACUUGCUUUAGAAGGUAAUUUUUCAAAUGAGUGCAAAAAAAUAACAAUUAAAAAAAAGUGAAUGCAGAAAUCAUUAAAAAGAAUACAAAUAGAAUACUCAUAAAAUGGUCAACCUAAGGACUCGUCACCAUAGCAGCAUUCUCUUGCAAUCCUUUUUAGCACUUGCAUUCCUCGUAAAUAUCGUAAAACCGCAACUAGCGUGGUCUCCCAUCCAGGUUGAUUCACAAAGUCAAGUAGAUUUAUGGACCAGAAAGUCGACAGGGUGUCCGUGCCUGUGGAAGCAAGACCGCCAGCAAAACCACUCGCUGUACUCGGCAUCUUUAGUUUUCGAGAACAAUACCGUCGUGAAUCUCGACCGACGUCGCCGGGAACAGGAGGAAAAUGUGUGCGCAUGUUGCGUCAAGGGAGGAUGUCAAUGUGGUGAUGAAUCACCGACAAGAUGCGGUCAAUGCGGACUCGAAUAUCAUUGCACGAACAUGUGCAACAUUACUUUGGACGCGAAAGCGCUUCAAAACAGCUCCGGAGCGACUUUCGGUCAAAUCAAGUCGCCCACGUUACAGGGUCCAGCUGUUUGUAAAUAUUUGCUCAAGCCGUCGCCAGGCCAACGUGUCGAGUUGCAAGUGUAUCGUCUCAUCUCGGUGGGAAAGUACAACGGAAAAAAAUGCGAAGGCGGCUACCUUCGUUUCGGCGAAAACGACGACGAGUUCCUCGGUGCCGAAUUGUGUGGCGCCAACGAGCGAUAUGCGCCGCCAGCUGUCAUCUUUUCCGACGAAGGAGUAACGGAGCUCGUUUUUCGCAUCACCGAAAAAACAUAUCGCUCCCAAUUCCUCGCAUUCUACAGCUUUACGUCGCUCAGCAACCCUUACGUGGGUUUCCAUCCGCGUGGCGGCACCCGCAUCACCUCGACGGAAUGCGACUGGUCGUACAGCGACUUUUUGUGCAAAACGCCGGGCAAAUGUGCGAUCGCCAGUCCCGGCUUUCCGGGCAUCUAUCCGCCAAACAUCAAAUGUCGCUACUACAUCAGCACGUCGUCCAUCCACACGCGCAUUAGAGUUACAUUUAGUUCGUUAUUGCUGCCCGAGGGGCAUUGCGACACGCAUUACGUGGCGUUGUACGAGGGCGAGGAAAAACAGCAUUUAGGAGAGAAGCUCGCCACCGUUUGUGGAUCGCAGAAAGCCGAGUUGCUGUUUCCGGGUCCGAAGUUAGUGUUAGAAUUUAAGUCUGGAUACCAAGUGCCUCCCUUCGACUACAACGGGUUCGCGGCGACACUCGAUUUCGUCGAUGGACCUGUGACAACGCAAGCUGCUGCGAUUCCGCCGCCCGCACCGCAACACAUCCAACCGACAAAUCAUCCGGCAGCAGAUGCAAGUACGACAAAAACAUUGUUUUGUAACGUAACCCUCUCCCCUCCGCCAGCUCGUAUUUGUAAAUGUUUUGUGCUUUUAAUGUUUGUUAUACUCCACCCACCUAUUUGUGUUUUUUUUCCUUUUUUUCCUCUCUUUUUCUCGCUUCCCCGGACUUUAGCUAAUGUUGCUCACCUUUUGGCAGCUCAAGUACCCACCCAAUCGCCCAAAUACACACCCUGUGAUAAAGUCUUCAACGAAGCAAACGGCAGAAGUGGUCAUUUCGAUACGCGCGGCAGACCUUUCGCCUCCAAUUGUCGUCUCAUUUUCAAGGGAAAGUCCACGGAUAUCAUUCACGUGUCGAUCUUCAAUUACCGACUAAGAUCCCAGGCAUGUCGUUCCGUCGUGGAAAUCCUCGAUGUGACACGACACGGAAAGCAGUCUUUGUAUAAAAUGUGCUCGCCAACAACACGGCAUGCCAGAGAUGACAAGGGAAAUUUCGUGGAGCCACUGACUUUUGUGUCGACUGGCAACCAAAUGAUCAUAAAUUUGAGGAGAGUGAAUCAGGGACCAGAUCCGAAUGAUGUCGAGUUUAUCGAUGGUGCUUACAUGUUUCAUGAUGAGGGCGUCAUGGGAACCCUAGCACCCGAAACGCUUUGCGACACGUAUCACUACGGACUCAGUAGUCCCGAAACGGGCGUCAUCGAAAACCCCGGAGGCGAACAUCUCUUCUGGAACGUCGAGGGAAUCCUCAAUUGUGCCCAUCACUUCAUCCCGGGCGCCAAUCAGAGUGUCACUGUACGAAUCGAAGCACUCAAUAUCGUGGAAACACCGACGAAAUGUGACACGGUAUGCGGCGACAGCGGCUGCUUGUGCAUCACAAAAGACAACCUGCCCAUCGAACAAGUCGAUCACAUUGUGAUGGUGGUGCAGGAAAAUAGGUCAAUUAAUUGCCUUUGUGGCAACUUUCGUUCGGAGUUUCUGCCGAUUUCGUUGCGAUCCUGGAGUCCCGUCAAACUGGAAUAUAACGUCGCCAAAUAUUCGUGGAACAAAAAAGGAUUUGCCUACAGGGCGUCGUACCAAUUUCAUGUGGAUGCCCAGUGUGGCCAGAAAACAUUUACAUCGCAUUCAGGAGAAAUAAUUCCGAGCGAUUUUCGAGGCAUAUCACCGUUAAAUUCGUUUUAUUUCCAAGACUGCACGUGGAUACUCGACUCCAACCUCGAACGACAACUCUUCGUGGAGAUAAGGACGGAGCAAAGUAGGUCAUGCCAAGCGUGGAACAUCACGUUACACGAGUUCUCGCCGUUAGCUGACGAGCGUUAUCAUGCUGGACAGGAAGUAUAUCAUUUUUGUCCUCGAGAUAAAAACAAGGUGUUUUCAAUGGCAUGGAAGCUUAAUACUGUGGUACUGAGAGUGCAAGUAAUGACAAGAACUGCCCCAGUUUAUUCACUGAAAUGGUGGUCACAAAUUGGACCAUCUCGUUUAACGCCAACGCCCAAGGCAACGGUAUCCGCAUCAUCGUGUCUCGUGAGUUGGACACAAACUAUCAUUACACUUCUUGCAACAACUUCCCUCUAUUACUGUAGAACAUUUUUUUAAGUUAUAGGAUUGAAAAUUAAUAAUAAUAACACCAACGGAAAGUAAACAAGCCACGGGCUUAAACAACUUUAGAAAACAAUUUGUACAAAAUGUCUGUAUAAAAUAAUUGCUAAUAUGAUUAUUGUUUGAAUGUUUUAAAUGAUCGUUAUUAUAAAAUGUUUUAUAGAAAUGUUUGUAUGAAUGUGAGAAUGCA
Messenger RNA from Culicoides brevitarsis, 3219 nucleotides. RefSeq lists its product as uncharacterized. The record is from RefSeq and is a predicted model, not a curated record. The coding region runs from base 189 to 3026 and encodes 945 amino acids. NCBI's taxonomy places the organism in Eukaryota, Metazoa, Arthropoda, Insecta, Diptera, Ceratopogonidae. Gene Ontology annotation, cellular component: plasma membrane. The transcript is spliced from 11 exons.